Molecule: messenger RNA, 450 nt
Organism: Schistocerca nitens (vagrant locust)
Lineage: Eukaryota; Metazoa; Arthropoda; Insecta; Orthoptera; Acrididae
Product: WAS/WASL-interacting protein family member 3-like
Exons: 1
Coding region: 1-450 (149 amino acids)
Source: RefSeq, a predicted model, not a curated record
AUGGUGUGCACCAGUGAUGGAUUUGUGGGACACCAUGACAACCAGCUGAAUCCUCAAGUGACAGUGAGGGCUGCAGGGCCACCAGCACCAGCACCACCACCACCACCACCACCACCACCACCACUACUUCUGUUUCCGCCUCUGCCUCCCCCCACAGUACCUGUCCCAGCCUUGCAGGGGGUCCCUGCUGCAGGGGCAGACCCACCCUCCUUGUGGAUGCCACUGCCUCUUUCCUCUCCUGCAGGGUUCAACUUCCUGGUGCCUGAUACUAGGCCUUCCCACUAUUCUUCACUGCCACUGGCAAUUCUGCCACUGUCUUUGCCGGCACCUUCAGGUCCUUCAAAACUGACUCCUCUGGCAAGCCUGAACGUGCGGCUUUUGCCUUCACCACUGGCACAGUUGUGCCAUGUUAAGGGACUGGAUGUCGAGAUGCUAUCUGUGCCCUUGUAA